Molecule: messenger RNA, 2127 nt
Organism: Knipowitschia caucasica
Lineage: Eukaryota; Metazoa; Chordata; Actinopteri; Gobiiformes; Gobiidae
Source: the annotation of a GenBank genome assembly
AUGGCGGUUGGCUCUGGCUCGAUGGAUAAGCUUUUUAUACUUUCUGAGUACAAGCAACAAACAUCAGAAAAUAUCGGGGGACUAUUGCCUAUUCGACACUUCCCUGCUCCUUCUCUCCAACUUAAAGUGGUUCCAGGGGCCACUGUGACACUUGUUAGACCUCCUAUGCACACAGUGGCUCUCAAUGGCAACAACAAUGAGAGCCCUUCAGCUGUCAAUUCUACAGGCUCCAAUGUGAUCAAGCAGGAGCCCACAACUACAAUAAUACAGUCCCCUCCUCAGCAGGCGGUCAGUCCCCGGACCCCUGUCUCUCUUUCUGCCAGUUCAGGUGGAGUUCGAACCCUGACUCCACAGAUGUUGGCCCCAAGACUCUCCCAGCCUGCUCCUGGACAGCCUAGUGUGCAUAACAUCCAACUCCCACCAGGGAUGGUGCUGGUGCGCAGUGAGAGUGGACAGCUCCUGAUGAUUCCUCAGCAGGCUCUAGCCCAGAUGCAGGCCCAGGCUCAUGGAGGCAUGGCACCGCGGGCUGCCGCUCCGACAAACAUGCAAACUCCUGGACAAACUCCAGGAAAUGCUGUGAUAAGUCGACCUGUGGCCCCCAGCACUGUCCUCCGACCAGGAGGGCCUGUGUCCACCCCUCUUCCAAAGACCACCACCCUUCACAGACCCCCUGUUCUCCAGAGUGCAGUUGGUUCUGCAGUGCCAGGCCUCAACCCCAGAGCUCCUGGACCCACACUUACCUCAUUAACAUACAGUAAAGAGACGAUGGAAAAUGUCAACAAAUGUAAGAACUUCCUGUCUACAUUAAUUAAACUGGCAUCAACUGGGAAGCAGUCGACUGAGACAGCAGCGUGUGUGAAAGAAUUGGUGAAAGACUUACUGGAGGGCAGACUGGAAGCUGAGGAAUUCACCAGCAGACUGUACAAAGAGCUGAACUCCUCCCCCCAACCGUACCUAGUGCCUUUUCUGAAGAGGAGUCUUCCGGCUUUGAGACAACUCACCCCAGACUCUUCAGCCUUCAUCCAGCAGGGCCAGCUCCCUCAGCCCAGUCCAGCCUCAGCCUCCACUGCUUCCACAGUGAUCCUCAGCAGCCCAGGGCCUCGUGUCACUGCGUCCAUCACCAGACCCCUCCUCCCGCCCGGUGUUCCCAAACCAGGACUGUCUCCCUCCCUGGUUCUCCAGACUCCCCAGCAGAGAGCCAUGGUGAGACCUCAGGUAACCCCGCCCACAGCCUCCAUGGUGACACUCAGGAAUCAUGCACCGAGUCGAAUCAUUCUGGGGCACCCGCAGGUCCAGCUGCAGCCAGCUCUGACUCUGGCUCAAAGAAACAAGCUGAAAGAGGCUGGUGGCACAUUCAAAGAUGACGAUGACAUCAACGACGUGGCCUCUAUGGCUGGAGUCAACCUGACUGAAGAAAGUGCGAACAUCCUGGCCACUAACUCCAGUCUGGUGGGAUCCGUGACACAUUCUUGUGAAGAUGAAGCCUUCCUCUCCUGUGCUUUACUACAGAGGAGGAUGUCAGAGAUCGGUCGGAGACAGGGGGUCACCGAUUUUGGGACAGACGUGGUGAAGCUGGUGUCUCAUGCCACUCAGCAACACCUGCAGACUCUGCUGGAUAAGGUUACACAGGUCGCUCAGCACAAAAACUUUGGUUUCAAGGAGGAUGAAAAGUUUGAGCAGAGCAGUGACGUUCGUGCACAGCUCAAGUUUUUUGAGCAGUUGGACCAGAUGGAAAAGCAACGAAAAGAGGAGCAAGAGAGAGAAAUACUUCUAAAGGCAGCUAAGUCUCGAGCUCGGCAAGAGGACCCAGAGCAACUGCGACUGAAACAGAAAGCAAAGGAGAUGCAGCAGCAGGAGCUUGCACAGAUGCGGCAGAGGGAGGCCAACCUAACAGCUCUUGCAGCCAUCGGUCCCAGGAAGAAAAGAAAGAUCGGGGACUUUUCUUCCUCUUCCUCUGUUUCUGAGGGCUCCGGAGCAGGCUCGGCGUCUGCAGGCUCCUCUGGUUCUGGCUCCAGACCCACACGGCAGCGCAUCACACGUGUCAACCUCAGGGACCUGCUCUUCUGUCUGGAGAACGAGAGACACAGCAGUCACUCCCACUUCCUGUACAAGGGCUUUCUCAAAUAG